CAGAACUUCAACUUUGACCAUCGCCGCAUAUAAAGCGUCGCAACCACACUCGAACAUGCAUCACCGACACCAAGGCCCUCAAUAAAUUCCUCCAAGUGCCACGCACACCAGCAUCUAGACUUGCAAAAAUGCAAUACAAAAAAGUCGACCUUUACGGCGGCGCCAUUACCGUCGAUCUGCCUACCGCAUACGGCGACGCCAGCCAGAUCCGAGAAGUGCCAGACCACCAGGAGGUCUAUCUCGACGAGAACGGAUACUCGGGUGUCAUAGUCGAGAUCCUGGAGUACGUGGAGAAGCCGACGGAUGCGGAAGCGCUGCAGUACCACUUCGCCGACCUGGUCGACGGCACCGGGGACGAGACGAACAUGCUGGAGCAGUCGCACGCGGCUAUGGCGAAGGUAGCGAACAAACCCGUUUACACGCUGUCGUUCAUACAGACGCCCCCGCCGCCUGAUCGGCCGCGCAAGACGCCUGAUUUUGUGGCUAUUCAUUUGCUGCUGCUGCGUGUGAAGGAGCACGGCACGGAUAUCAUGGUUACGGUCAAUGUCCCGCAUUAUCCGGGCGAGUAUGAAAAGGCUGCGCCAGGGGAGAAGACGUCGCUGAUGAAGGAUGGCGAUGAGAUUGCGAAGAGGGUGUUGGAGAGCUUUGAUAUCAAGGAUUGGAGCCUGUUGCAGGGCUGAGGCAUUCAAGUGGGAGGAACAGUGACCAGUGUGACUUGCGUGGAUGAAACAAAACUUUACAUUUAGAGGUAAGAACGGGACACUUGAGGAAGGAUCAUGAGCGUGCCCGAGCAUGGACGGACGAUACAUAGACACCCCCUUCCGAAACCUUUGCCCGAUUUUUCGCGGCGCAUCCCAC
Paraphaeosphaeria sporulosa is the source of this 858-nucleotide messenger RNA. RefSeq names its product Mog1p/PsbP-like protein. Bases 129 to 680 code for a protein of 183 amino acids. Lineage: Eukaryota; Fungi; Ascomycota; Dothideomycetes; Pleosporales; Didymosphaeriaceae. Gene Ontology annotation, cellular component: nucleus. The transcript is spliced from 3 exons. Gene Ontology annotation, molecular function: small GTPase binding; guanyl-nucleotide exchange factor activity. Gene Ontology annotation, biological process: protein import into nucleus. The record is from RefSeq and is a predicted model, not a curated record.